UUUAGGUUAAAUGUACAUAUUUUAGUUAAGCCAUGGAAUCUCAGCUGUUUAGUCUGAACUCAGAAAAUUGCACCAGUGAAGGACAGAGAUAAGGGGGGGGGAAACGGGUCAACUUGGCCUAGGAAUUUUUUCUGAUAACAAAAAAAAUAGUGCUAAAUGUCACGGGAAGUGUGUAAAAUGAAUAUGUAUGAACCUCUUGUGAAAUUGUAUGCAUAUGUAUUUGGGGAGAGAGAUAAAAAGGGGACCUGAAGAUCCCAGAGGUACGCAUGCCUUUUAAGGGGAGUAAUCCCCGCAUGCGUCCAGCGCUGCAAUAAACAUAUCGGCUUUACAACUUUUACAAAGUUGUGGAGUUUUUGAUUUUCUCCGCAAAACAUUUUGGCGAGCCAGCCAGGAGGUUCCAUCUCUGUCCCCGCAGGGCAGGAAGGGUAGAGGGACCUCCUAGACGCGCCCCGGGAUCUUCCCAGAGGAGCUCCGCUGUCCAUUUUGCCUUCUGCGGAGACAGACAAGGACCUGCUGGCGUGCGGAAUAUUCGAGAUCUCCUGUGGACGAAAGAAGCCACACGGGCCUUUCACCAGCUAAAGAGUGCCCUCAUGUCAGCUCCAGCCCUGGGAGUUCCGGAUGUAAGUAAACCAUUCUUUCUAUUUUCCCAUGAAAAACAGGGAAUUGCCUUGGGAAUACUGGCCCAGGACUUGGGUCCAUACCGGCGGGAAGUUGCUUACUUCUCCAAACAACUAGAUGCAACAGCCAAAGGAUGGCCAGGUUUCCUCAGAGCUGUAGCAGCAGUCGUGCUGAAUAUUCAAGAGGCACGCAAGUUUACCCUGGGACAAAAAAUGACUGUGCUAGUGUCCCAUACAGUGUCCACAGUACUGGAAGUAAAGGGUGGACAUUGGCUUUCACCACAGAGGUUCCUGAAAUACCAGGCCAUCAUGGCAGAGCAAGAUGAUGUAGAAAUAGUGGUGACUAAUAUUGUCAACCCAGCUUCCUUUCUCAGUGAAAAUCAAGGGGAAGCAGUGCACCACGAUUGCCUGGAGACCAUUGAAGCUACCUACUCCAGCCGCCCAGACUUAAAGGACACUCCUUUGGACGAUGCAGAGACCUGGUUCACUGACAAGAGUAGCUACGCUGCCAAUAGAAAGCGACAUGCUGGGUAUGCAGUGACCACCUGCAGAGAGGUAAUAGAAUCCGGACCCUUACCAACAGGCACCUCUGCACAGAAGGCCGAGAUAAUUGCCCUGACCCGUGCCUUAGAAAUGGCAAAAGGAAAGAAGAUAAACAUCUACACAGACUCGAGGUAUGCAUUCGGAGUCGUGCAUGCACAUGGAGCCAUCUGGAAAGAGAGGGGACUUCUGACCUCACAGGGAAAGAACAUCAAACAUGCACAAGAGAUAAUCCAGCUGUUAGAAGCAGUUCAGCUGCCUGAAAAGGUAGCAAUUAUGCAUAUCAAGGCACACCAAAGAGUGAGCUCAGAAUUGGAAGAAGGAAAUGAGCUGGCGGAUAGAGAGGCAAAGGAAGCAGCAAAAGGUGAGGUAACUAUUGAAGGAGCCCUAAUUCCAGAUGGACAAAUUUCCCUUGAAGGUAAGCCAGAAUAUAGUAAGAGAGAUAGAAAAUUAAUUGAAGAUCAAAAAGGGACAUAUAACCAAGAAGGGUGGGCUACCAUUGAAAAGAAGCUGGUAAUCCCUUCCCAUUUAUUGUGGUCACUAGUAAGGGAAGAGCACCAGAAAGCACACUGGGGAAUAGAUGCCCUAUACACCUACUUGAUUGAAAGAAUAGUUGCUAGGAAUUUAUAUGCCACUAUUACUCAGGAGACCCGACAGUGUGAUCUUUGCCUCCAGACUAACCCCAGAAAUGCUCCCAAGCCGAAACUCGGUCAGAUUGGGAGAGGCCAUGGGCCUAGGCAGCAGUGGCAAAUUGACUUUUCAGAACUCCCAGGGAAAGGGGGGUAUCGGUAUUUACUGGUAUUGACAGAUACAUUUUCACGGUAGCCAGAAGCAUUCCCCACCAGAACUGUCAAAGCUCGAGAGGUGACCAGAGCGUUAUUACAAGAAAUAAUACCACGCUUCUGAGGUCCAGCCACAAUAUCCUCGGAUAGAGGAUCACAUUUCAUUUCCAAAAUAGUGCAACAGAUUAGUAGCCACCUGAGCAUAGAUUUGGAACUUCACACUCCAUACUGCCCCCAAUCAAGUGGCCAAGUAGAAAAAAUAAAUCAUUUGAUUAAGCAGCAGAUUGUGAGACUUGGGCAAGAAGUUAAUCUACCCUAGCCCCAAGGUCUUCCACUGGCACUAUUGAGAAUCCGAACUAAACCUCGGGCUAAAGAAAAGCUGUGUCCUUUUGAAAUGCUUUAUAGAAGACCAUAUGGAAUACAAAAGAGAAUGUCCACCCAGAUUAGGGAAGUAACACUAGCUACCUACAUGGUAGCUUUAAGCAAACAGCUCAGAGAAAUUGAGAAACACGUGGCUGGAACUCGGAGCAGGGAGCUAGAUGGGCCAGUACAUAACACACAACC
This is a messenger RNA of Serinus canaria (Common canary), 2503 nucleotides long. RefSeq lists its product as uncharacterized. The record is from RefSeq and is a predicted model, not a curated record. The coding region runs from base 591 to 1982 and encodes 463 amino acids. Gene Ontology annotation, biological process: DNA integration. The transcript has 2 exons. Lineage: Eukaryota; Metazoa; Chordata; Aves; Passeriformes; Fringillidae. Gene Ontology annotation, molecular function: nucleic acid binding; RNA-DNA hybrid ribonuclease activity.